AUGUCAUCAGUAUUCAUAUCGUUUUGCUUCAUAAAAACCCUAUCAGGGACUAAAAGAUCUAUCAAUGGCACUGCUCUCUAUAGAGCAUUAAGUAAUACUCAAGAUGAAUUCAGAGAAUUCAUCUUCAAAGUCUAUAUCGAAUCAGAAGAAAGUUUAAUUCAAGAAUUUGAAAAAGAAACAAUAGUUCUGAUGGUCGCCAUUUGUAAUGGAUGCAAAAAUUCAAAAACAUGCCAAUAUCCAUCAAUAUUAACAGAAAUUCCAUCUGAAAUUAUAAGUGUUCCAAUGACACAUAGAAGAUAUCUUUCGCCAGUCCACAUGAAAUGUUCUUUAGGUCGUACUCCUGACACAAAUAACUAUACUAAUUAUCGAUAUCUGCAAGGUUCAAUCAACAUAACACAUAAUUACCAAUCAUUAGAAAUUUAUUCUGGAACAAUUGAUGCAUAUCUAAAUAUUCACGAACCUCCAAGAUGGUUUCAUGAAUCAUUAAUACCUGCUUGCGAAUGGUUGAGAGGAAAUAAUCAUAUUAUUAAAAAAUAUCAUUCAAAUAUUAAUAUUACACCUCCAAGACCUGAAAGUCCCACACCAAUUCCAUUACCUUUAGCAAGACAGUCGAUUGAUUACCAUCAAGCCCCAUCUGACUUCCAAUGCAGUUUUCUUUCAAAUGAAACACCAUACCCACCAGACUUAGUUGUUUCUAAUAAUUCCUUUCCACAAGAAAUUCAUAAUGAAGAUACACAUCACACUCGAUUGAUAGCAGGAUUAAUAGCAAAUAGAGAUGAAGAGAAUCUUCCUAUUUUAUUUAAUAAUCCUGAUCUGGAAGCUUUAAUGUUUCCAGAUUUAUUUUCUAAAGAUAGUUAUGGAAAGUAUAUAAAACUAAGAAUGCUGUGUCCUGAUCCUAGGUUCCGUCUUCAUUGGUAUUGGCCACAUUGGUCCUAUUUGAAUUUGGAAAAAAGAAGAAAUUUUCAAAAUCAAUAUCAUCUUUUAUCUACUCGAAAAGUGAACUGUGAGCAUCAUCCAACAGUAACAGAUCUUAUCAUAAAAAGUUCAUAUGAUAAUCGAAAUAUUAUAGAUAAAUCAAAAACUACAACCAUUCCCUCAUACCUGAGAACUGCCACUCCAUACUUUAAAAAAAAACAACAACAAGUUAAUACCAUGAUACAUUCAUAUAGAUUACCACAAAUAUUCUAUACAAUGACCAUAGCAAAAGACAAAUGGCCACAUUUACAUCAAAUUCUGCAUGCAGACCACAAAAUCAAACUGACGGAUCAUGUUCCAAAGGUUUUCCUCAACCCUUAUCUCAAACAACACAUUGUUCAGGCAAUUCAUUACAAUACUUUUAUCGACUACGUCACAUCUACUGGAUUUGCAAAAUAUAUAACAAAAUAUAUAACGAAACUCGAAUCUUCAGAAUUAUUUGAUAUUGAUGAGCAAGAUGAAUAUAGAAAACAUAUUAUAGCACGAAGAUUAGGAACAAUGGAGUUGAUGGAUGAACUUCCAUAUUGGGAUGACGCGAUCGAUAAAUAUUUCGAUCGACCUGAUCAUGAAAAUUUCAUUACCAUUACAUAUCCGGAUUAUUUUCGCAACUAUACCAUUGGUUUGAGGCGGCCAGGUCAACGAUCCAAACUAUUUCAUGCUCAAGAUCGAAAGGGUAGAAUAAUCAUUCAACGAAAAUCACCAAUUCUUCUAAGAUUUACCAAUUAUAAUAUACAAAAUGGCGAACCAUUCUUUUUUCAACAUCUUAUAAUGAAAAUUCAUGCAAGAUCUGAACAAGAUCUAUUAGAUGGAAAUACUACAUAUAGGGAUCGAUUUCAGGCUUUAUUUCCAAUAAGAUACAAUCAGGCAAUUAAUUCUAUCCAUAAAA
Acaulospora morrowiae is the source of this 1861-nucleotide messenger RNA. The record is from the annotation of a GenBank genome assembly. NCBI's taxonomy places the organism in Eukaryota, Fungi, Glomeromycota, Glomeromycetes, Diversisporales, Acaulosporaceae.